Cercospora beticola is the source of this 3284-nucleotide messenger RNA. RefSeq names its product Hsp70 family protein. The record is from RefSeq and is a predicted model, not a curated record. Lineage: Eukaryota; Fungi; Ascomycota; Dothideomycetes; Mycosphaerellales; Mycosphaerellaceae. Gene Ontology annotation, molecular function: ATP binding; ATP-dependent protein folding chaperone. Gene Ontology annotation, cellular component: endoplasmic reticulum chaperone complex. Gene Ontology annotation, biological process: endoplasmic reticulum unfolded protein response.
AGGUGGCAUGUGUGGCCAUCGAGGACGAGCGUCAGUCUUUUGGACACGUCGAGCACAAAACGCCCCUCACAGCCCUUCUUUCAAGUCGCCGAAGAAACGUCGUCUUCGAACACGCCAUCGCUCCGAUGCUCUUUUAAAUCCCUCUAGCCCGUUGUCACCGACACUUCGUUCUGGACUGGACCUACUCUCCGGAGCACCCAUCCACCCACACAAAACUACAGCCAUGUUACCAUCAGGACGGCGGCGCGCAGGCGCGCUUUCGCCUUUAACGACCUGUCUUGCGUUGCUCCUUCUCUUCACAACCACAGCCAGUGCUGCAGUGUUGGGCAUCGAUUUCGGCACAUUGAACAUCAAGGCCGCAUUGGUGAAGCCUGGCAUUCCGCUUGACAUAGUCUUGACGAAAGACUCAAAACGGAAAGAGACGGCGGCAUUGGCCUUCAAACCAACACGCGAUGAGAAGAACAACAUUAUCGUCAAAGAGGGUAGCUUCCCUGAACGAGCGUACGGUGGUGAUGCUUUGGCUCUACAAGGACGAAUGCCUGGCGAGGUCUUCCCAAAUUUGAAACAGCUCCUGGGACUUUCUGGCGAAAGAGCAGCAGAAACAGUGGCAACAUACAAGCAGCGUUACCCUGCUGUUCAGGCGGAGCAUGUGGAAUCACUCGGCACCACGGUUUUCAAGAGUGCGGCAUUUCCUAGCGAACAUCUGCCAUACAGCGUGGAGGAAUUGGUGGGCAUGGAACUGGCAAAUAUCAAGCGCAAUGCAGAGGACAUGGCUGGCAAAGGAAGCUCUGUGAACGAUGCGGUAAUAACAAUUCCAAACUUCUACACAGCAGACGAAAAACGAGCCAUCGUGCACGCUGCCUACUUUGCCGGCUUCAACGUCCUCGGCCUCAUCUCAGAUGGCUUGGCUGUUGGUCUCGACUACGCGAAGACGCGAACCUUUCCAGACAUAUCGAAGGGCGAAUCCCCAGAAUAUCAUCUCGUUUAUGAUAUGGGCGCUGGUUCUACGACAGCUAGCGUCCUACGCUUCCAGAGCAAGAAUGUCAAGGAUGUGGGCAAGUUCAACAAAACGGUUCAAGAGGUCACAGUGCAAGGAGUUGGCUGGGACCGGACACUCGGCGGCGAUGCUCUCAACCAUGUGAUACUCGACGAGUUCGUGGCGAAGCUCUUGGCCAAGUCGGAGGUGCAGAGCCGGGGCACAACGGAGGCUGAGAUCAGAUCAAAUGGUCGCGUCAUGGCGCGCUUCUGGAAGGAGGCCGAGAGGGUUCGACAGGUACUCAGUGCGAACUCGGACACGUCUGCAGGAUUUGAAGAGAUUCUUCCCGAUAUCGACCUUCGUGUGAAGCUUACGCGCGCGGAGUUUGAGAAGCUCGCAGCUGAUCACGCAAGUCGAGUGGCCACGCCUCUGGAAGAUGCCCUGGCGAUGGCGAAGUUGACUUCCAAGGACCUCAAUUCAGUCAUCCUUCAUGGAGGUGCCAUUCGCACUCCUUUUGUUCAGAGCAGACUUGAAGCCGUGAUCGAUGACAAGGCAAAGCUGAGGAGCAACGUCAAUCCUGAUGAAUCUGCAGUUUUUGGUGCCGCCUUCAAAGCGGCCGGUCUCUCACCAAGCUUCAAGGUCAAGGAAAUUCGCGACUCUGAAGCCGCUGGAUACGCAACGAGCCUAGUCUACCAAGACGGCGGGAAGGAGAGGAAGCAAGGGUUGUUCCUUCCAAAUUCUCCAGCAGGCUCUGGUGCUACAGUCAAACAGGUCACCUUCAAGGACCGCGAAAACUUCUCCUUCGGCUUCACCCAAAAGGUCGACGGAAUCGACCGCCCAAUCCUCGAUGUCAAGGUGGAGAAUCUUACGGCCUCUGUCGAUCAAAUGAAGUCAAAGUUCGGUUGCGAGAAGGAUGAGAUGAUUGUGAGAUUCAGCUCCAGGCUCAAUCCCAACUUCGGCCUUCCAGACGUCCUCAGUGGAAGCGUGGGCUGUGCGGUGAACGAAACAGCAAAGUCCGGCAGUGUUGGCGAUUCAGUGAAAGGUUGGCUUGGUCUAGGCAAGAAGAAAGACCAAGAGCCUCUGAAAGAAGAAGAGGACGACACGCCAGUCGAAGAUGUCACCGCCGCCAGCUCUGCAUCAAGCUCUUCGACCUCAUCUAGCUCAUCCUCUUCAUCUUCUGCAUCUGAGUCCCCUACGCCGAAGAUCGAGAUUGUCCUGCUGAAGUUCUCCACUGCUCCGCUCGGCAACCCACAGCCCGAUGGAGCUCAACUGCAGCGUCUGGGGGAAAGGCUGAAGGACUUCGACGCUUCGGACAGAGCCCGUACUGCUCGCGAUGAGGCUCAAAAUGUGCUAGAAAGCUUUACCUAUUCUGUGCGCGACUUCUUGGAGAAUGCCGAUUACACUGCCGUCAGCACAAAAGAGCAACGCAGUCAGAUCAGCAAGCUCUUGGAAUCUACGAAAGAAUGGAUGGAGACUGGCGAACCUGGAAAGGCGACCACAGAAGUUCUAAAGGAGAAAUACAAGGCGCUGAAGGACCUCGUGGACCCCAUCAAAAUACGCAAGACCGAGACCUCCCAGCGUGCAACUUUAGUCCCAGCGCUUCAGAAGAGCCUGGAAAAGGCCAAGAAAUCGAUCGCGAAGUACCAGGACAAGAUCGAGAAGGCCAAGGCCUCCCUCAGCGCCUCCAGCACGAGUACUUCGACUGCAGCGCCUGCUUCGUCUAGCGAUGCGGAUGACUUGGAGGAGCCAGAUGCCGCGACCACGCCCGAACCCGAACCAAGCAAGGAGCCUUCACCUCUACUGAGCCUUGACUUGACGAGCAUCACCGAGAAGUACGACGAGAUCUCUGAAUGGCUGACUGAGAAGCUGGCCGAGCAGGGUAAACUCAAGCCUUUCGAGGAUCCUGUGCUUCUCGUCAAGGACAUUGAGAAACGCUCGACUGAGAUCACAAACGCCGUGGAAGAUCUUGUUCGCAGGGCUUCUGUCAAGCCAACUGUCAAGAAGCCACCAAAACCAAAAGCUUCACCAAAGCCGAAGCCUAGCAAAAAGGCUAAAGGCGACGAUGCUGAGCCUGAAGAGCCUGCUCCGGCAGAUACACCGAAGGCCGAGGACGGCAAGCCGGUGACAGGAGGUGAAAGCAUUGAGGACAUGAUGGACUGGUUGAACAAGGCCAAGCAGAAAGAUGAGGUUCCGCCUCGUGAUGAGCUGUAAUUGGGUGCAUAUAGCCUGUAGACAUGAAUAGAUGCAUUAAGAAUUCCUAUGAAGCAAAAGUUUGAGAUGCACAUGUUCGAAACAAGACAUAGGGAAC